Molecule: messenger RNA, 576 nt
Organism: Micromonas commoda
Lineage: Eukaryota; Viridiplantae; Chlorophyta; Mamiellophyceae; Mamiellales; Mamiellaceae
Exons: 1
Coding region: 1-576 (191 amino acids)
Biological process (GO): intracellular protein transport; vesicle-mediated transport
Cellular component (GO): cytoplasm; Golgi apparatus
Molecular function (GO): GTP binding; GTPase activity
Source: RefSeq, a predicted model, not a curated record
AUGGGCGUCCUGAUGUCCCGCGUGAUGGCCGCGUUCGGCGACAAGGAGGCUCGCAUCCUCGUCCUCGGCCUGGAUAACGCGGGGAAAACCACGAUCCUGUACCGCCUGCAGGUGGGCGCGGUGGUCUCGACGAUCCCCACCAUCGGCUUCAACGUGGAGACGGUGACUUUCAAGAAUGUCAAGUUUCAGGUUUGGGAUCUGGGCGGGCAGACCUCCAUACGGCCGUACUGGCGGUGCUAUUACCCGAACACGACGGCGAUAGUGUACGUGGUGGAUAGCUGCGAUAAGGAGCGGAUACCCACCAGUAAGGAGGAGCUGCAGGGUAUACUGGAGGAGGACGAGCUGCGCAACUGCAUCAUCAUGAUUUUUGCCAACAAGCAGGACCUGCCCGAGGCGGCCACGGAGGUUGAGAUCACGGAGGGUCUGGGACUGAACGGAGUCAAGGACAGGCAGUGGGCCAUAUUCAAAACGUCCGCGCUCAAGGGAGAGGGGUUGUGGGAGGGGAUGGAGUGGCUCAGCCAGCAGCUGAAGGCUCGCGAGGGCAAGUCCUCGUUCUGGAGCAUGUUCGGUUACUGA